GGCCACUGAGCCAAAUGAAGUCUUCUCCUCUGUGCUGCUUUCAGAUCAGCUUAUCAAGUUUUAUCUAUUCAUCUAAAGCAAAUGGGAGGUUGAAAAUGAUCAAAGACCAGCUAAAUGUCUUCUUUCACCCCCUCCGUUUGCACUCCUCAUAACUGAGAGUCAGGAAACAGCAAGGUGGAGAAAAACUCCUCGAACUCCAGCUGCAGCCCGAAUGCUAAGUGUCUGCCGUGUCCGGUGUGCGAGGAAACUGUGGGGUCCAGCACAAACCUCCCAGAUCCUAAAUGUGACAAACAUGCACAGAUCCGUACGCCAACUGCUACACAAAAAGGUAAUGGAAGACAACAAGCCAUGGGCUCUGAUCUCAGAGGUGGGCGGACAAGGUUACAUUGAAGAGGUUACUGACAUAAUGAAACAACACUUCCAAAUCAUCUGCCUCAAAGACUUCCUUCAAAACCCUCUGCUGCACGGUCCUAAAAUCCAGGCCAUGUUUGUGUGGAACGCCCUUCCGGCAACCAAACCUGCGCUGCUCAGUUCACUUCCCUCACUGAAGGUGGUCGCCAACGGAGGAGUGGGCAUCGACCACCUGGAUGUGUCGUACAUCACCAGUCUGGGAGUCAAGGUGACCAACACACCUGGUGUGGUGAGCGAUGCCACUGCUGAUAUUGCAAUGGGUCUGCUUCUGGCAUCGGCACGCAAUAUCGUUGAAGGUCACCAAAUAGCUGUUAACCCCAACACCACACAUAAACAAUGCAAGAUGGGAGUUGAAGUCACAGGGUCGACUCUGGGAAUUAUUGGAAUGGGACACAUUGGCUCCAAAAUUGCUCAAAGAGGAAAAGGAUUUGACAUGAAGAUCCUGUAUCACAACAGGAGCAGGAGGAGUGUUGAAGAUGAGCAGGCAGUGGGUGCGAGUUACCAUGACAACAUGGAUGACCUGCUGAAUGCGUCGGACUUCGUCGUGCUGGCGGUCAACCUGACUCCUGAAACCACAGGCCUGAUAAGCCACAGAGAGCUGUCCCUCAUGAAACCCACAGCAACACUGGUCAACAUCAGCAGAGGUCUGGUUGUGGACCAGGAUGCUUUAGUCAAAGCUCUGCAGUCUGGAACAAUUCGUGCGGCGGCAUUAGACGUGACUCACCCUGAACCUCUACCAAGGGAUCAUCCUCUCCUUGGCCUUCCUAAUGUGCUGAUCACCCCCCACGUUGGCACCAACACGUACACUACAACAAGAAGAAUGGUGCAGAGGAUGGUAGAAAAUGCUGUCGCUGCACUGAAAGGCCAAACUAUUCCCAAUGAAGUCCAACCAAAAUGACUGUACUGAUAGUACCUCAACUGUCUGUAGUAAAAAGUGGUUUCCUAUUGCAAAAUGAAGUACAUAGAUUAGCUGUUUGGUUGUUCUGUCUAAUAAUCUGCCACAACUACUUUGAUAAACAUGAUGAUUUGUUAUAUUAAGAUUACCAAAAUGUAUCAAUUGGCAUGUUAAAUAUCACUUGUCUGUAAACAACAAUACAUGUUAGAAAUGACAUGAUUAGAUGAGGAUUUUAACGUUAAGUGUACUUUAGUGUAGUAUAAUAACUUAGUUAUACUGAAGGACUGUGACAAUAAAAUACAAAGUCAAUGUACAUGCUG
Molecule: messenger RNA, 1626 nt
Organism: Etheostoma spectabile (orangethroat darter)
Lineage: Eukaryota; Metazoa; Chordata; Actinopteri; Perciformes; Percidae
Product: probable 2-ketogluconate reductase
Exons: 7
Coding region: 212-1309 (365 amino acids)
Cellular component (GO): cytosol
Molecular function (GO): glyoxylate reductase (NADPH) activity; NAD binding; hydroxypyruvate reductase [NAD(P)H] activity
Source: RefSeq, a predicted model, not a curated record